Messenger RNA from Trypanosoma cruzi, 465 nucleotides. RefSeq lists its product as uncharacterized. Bases 1 to 465 code for a protein of 154 amino acids. Lineage: Eukaryota; Euglenozoa; Kinetoplastea; Trypanosomatida; Trypanosomatidae. The transcript has a single exon. The record is from RefSeq and is a predicted model, not a curated record.
AUGAGCGUCUGUGUGUGCAUGGACCCGCUGCUCACACGUGCUGACAGGCAGCCUGCAGCCGGUGCCCUCGUGCCAGUUCAUCGGCUCCAGAAUGGAAAGAGAAAACGGCCUAUUCCCGAUGCACUUAUUCCCACCAGCAGCACCAACACGCUGGUCGCCAGCCGUCAUUCCUCAGCACAUCCAGGAAUGCCGAAAAGUGACGUGGAGCUGCCAGCCAGCAAUGCCACAAUCCCCGCACACAUGUCGGCCCCACCAGAGAAGACACACAAAUCACAAGCGACACCCCUCACAUGUCAUCCGAACAUCAUUCCGACACACCGCGACACGCCAAACAGAAGUAUUCGUCACUCCAUGCACCUCCCCACACAAUCAAAUAGUCCACGCACCACGCACGGCAGCAGCUCACACGCACUCAGACAAAUGUUCCUCGGAUCAGUGUUAUCCACGUGCUGCGGUGGGAAGUAA